This is a messenger RNA of Brachypodium distachyon (stiff brome), 7247 nucleotides long. Its product is annotated as putative disease resistance protein RGA3. The record is from RefSeq and is a predicted model, not a curated record. The transcript is spliced from 10 exons. Lineage: Eukaryota; Viridiplantae; Streptophyta; Magnoliopsida; Poales; Poaceae. Gene Ontology annotation, biological process: defense response to fungus. Gene Ontology annotation, molecular function: protein binding; ADP binding.
UUUUGAGGCAUAAAUCAUUUGUUCUAGAAUUUCGGAACUGCAACACCUUGAAGGAACUCUACAUUUGGGGCUGUCCAACUCUGGUUGAUAGGUGCCAAGGGGAGGAUGCCGACAUGGUUUCUCACAUCCCGAAAGUCACAUUAUACAGAGGUACGGGACUUCCAAAGGCCCAGUAAAUCUUCGCUUCUCUUGGUUAUUUAUGGCAUCAUUUCCACAUGCUGUGGUCUGUGGCCUUAUAUCUUUAUAUGAGUCAUGCUUUACCAUAUGUAGAUUACUUAUCAACUAAUACGCUUUAUUGAGGAUCAAUGCAUUCUCGCGGUACGUGUUUAUAACUAGUCGUGCGGUUAAGUGAUGGCACUGAUUUGGAAGCUUAACCGAAGGAAACCAUAGAUCAAAAUGUUUGCUGAUAUGCUGCACAAAACUCCUGGUCUUGUUCAGAGCCGUGGUCAAAACCUGAAGGCGCGUGAGAAGAAGAAGAGCUGGGUGGGCUUGACUUCUGAAGAUCCAGGAGAGGAAGAAGAGCUGUAAUUGCAGCAGGCUUAGAAGGAGUAAUUUUUUUUGAGGGAAUAGAAGGAGUAAUGUGUGAUGCUUUUCUCCUUAUUGGUUGUAGUCUGUAAGUUGUUUUCCUUUCCAUUCCUUUUUGUGUGUUACCACUUUUCAAACAUCUUGUGCUACCUCAUAUGUAUUCUCCACUUGUGCUUCUGUUCGCACUUUUGGUCAAGUCUCAUUUAACCCUUUCAGAUAGUCCGAUCAUUCAGGAAGAAAAGAUCAAGUCUGAUCUUUUUGUGUGAUGACUGAGAACGAGGUGGUACUUAUUAUUUUGGUCGACCGCCUGUAUGCGAGUUCUACAGCCAGGUGCUCUUCAGGAUGGGGAUGAGGAAGCUGAAUUCCUGCACGAAGCAAGCAUUACAGGCCGAUCACACUUCUGCUCCUUGCAAACAUCAGCUGUGUCCUCAAAAAAAAAAAAAUCAGCUGUGUCCUGCUGCCAGCCAUUGGAUGCAGCGUCAGUGGUUCAGAGAUAUAUCAGCAGUUCAGUUCACCACCAAGAGGCUUCUUGCUGAUGGCGUUGCUUCCCUUAGCCGAUAGUAAAGCCAAAGAAGAAAUUUUACUAUAGAAAGUUUAAUCCGACUGUAAAGAGAUGUAAAGUGCAAUGCACUGUAGAUGAUAUUGUCGAAUUUCUAUGUACUUUGGGCUAAUCAGACCAAUACAUCCUGCGAUCUCCAUUUUCUUUCUGGAGUAGAUAUUGGCGAAUUUGUUUGUGCUCACCAUUUUUGGACUCUGAUCAGAGACGGGCGUGCAAGUGAGGCAAGCUUUUGGCUGUGAGUCUGUGACAGACUGAUGGCUGGGCUGGAUUGGACGUGAAAGGAUGGAUUCGACUGGGCCGGGGUGCCCUACUGCUUCGUGGGCCAGAACCGGCCUACUAGCUUCACCCGGACCGUCCGAACAUUUUUCUCAUUUCCUGCAUUGGGCGAAAGGUGUCGGCGGUGAGACUGAGCAGCCGGAUGAAUGGAGAUUGCGGCGGCGGCCGGUGUGCAGGCCCCGGGGGCCGCAAUCCAGCGGCGCGGGUCGAGCACGCCGCGGCCGCGUGGAGGCACAAGAGGCGGCGCUGGAGCGGACGGCGCCCGCAGAGAGAGGGCAACACACGCCAUGUUACAAGUCAUUUGGUGCUCGACUUUAUUCCUUCGCUAAAAGACUGAGUCUUGCAAGUCGGAACACACUCUACGAAUAUGUGCUGUUUGGAUUUCGGGUUUAUUCUAAGAGCUGAACCACACUACCCUUCAGAGGGCAACUAGGUCUUUCUGCCAGGCCAUGGCCGAGGUUGGGGGCCUGAUUGCCAGUGCUGUGGGGAAACAAAUCUCUAGCAAGUUAGAGGAACUUGUCAAAGAGGAGAUCGCUCUGCUCUGGGGGUUCCAAGACGAAGUGGAAGGCAUGGAGGAGAAAAUGAAAGAUCUGGAGGCUGUAAUGCAUGAUGCUGAUGAUAGGGUGCGGUGAGGAGAAAAAGAUGGAGAAGCAGUUGGACGGUGGCUCACAAAAUUUAAGUCUGUCGCCUACGAUGUUGAGGACGUUCUGGACGAGUUAGAUGCUAACGAACUCAUCAAGAAAACCCAAUCAAAGCUCAAGUUAUUCUUUUCCCGGAACAAUCAACUACUCCAACGGAUGACGAUAUCCCAUAAUAUGAAGAAUGUGAGGGAGAAAAUAGAGAAAACUGAAAAAGAGAGCCUCAACACGCUCAGUCUUGCGCGUCAUGAAGCACAAGCAGAAAGGAGCAGAAAUAGAGAAACUUUUGCAGCCAUCAGUGUUGAAGGCAUGAAAAUUGGAAUGGUGGGAAGGGAUACCGAAAAGGACAAAAUAAUCAACCUGCUAUUGAGAACUGAAGCUAGUGAGGACAUCUCUAUCAUUCCUAUCGUGGGGCUUGGUGGUGUAGGGAAGUCAACGUUGGCUGAAUCUGUUUUGUCGGACAAAAGGAUCAGUGUCUUUGAUGUCCAAAUCUGGGUUCAUGUUUCUGAACAGUUUGAUUUGCACACAGUUGGGAGUAGAAUCAUCAAAAGGUUAAAUAGCACUAUCAACCUUGACAACUGUGAUUUGCAGUUCCUACAUGAUAAUCUGAAAAAAGAACUUGGUACCACAAGGUACUUGAUUAUUCUGGAUGAUCUCUGGGAAGAUGGAAACAACCUCGAAGAGUUGAAGCGGAUGUUACAAUAUGGCUGCAAGGGUAGCAGAAUUGUAGUAACUACCCGUAACCAAAGCAUUGUGCAAACACUUAGCACUGGUCUUCUUGCAAAUGAAAGGAAAAUUUGCCCUGUGCCCGAGUCGGACCAAAUUAAUUUGGGAAUUUUAUCUCCUGAUGACUGCUGGGAAGUAAUGAAGCAAAGGGCAUUUGGGCCUGGUGACGAUGACCAGAGUGUUUUGGAAAAGAUUGGAAGGCAAAUUGCAGAGAAGUGUGGGGGCCUACCGCUCAUUGCAAAUGCUCUUGGGCAAGUAAUGUUUGAGUUAAGGACUAUCAAGGCAUGGGAAGACAUAAGAGAUACAAAAGUUGAUUUGGGUUUGAGAGAAAUACAUCUAAAAAAGACCUUAGAGCGCCUCAUGCUAAGCUAUUACUACAUGAAGCUGGACUUCAAAAUGUGCUUCACAUAUUUGGCGGCCUUCCCCAAGGGCUUCAUUGUGGAUAGCGACCGUCUAAUCCAACAAUGGAUCGCUCUUGGAUACAUUCAUGCAAGGGAUGAUGGUCAAAGGUGUAUCAACUACCUUGUUGGGAUGUCUUUUCUUCAGAUCUCAAGGUCACUCUCGGUUAGUCCAAGUCCAGUGCAUGCCAGUGCUCCACGGGAGCUCAGCAUGCAUGAUUUGGUGCAUGAUCUUGCAUCAACAAUUACAGCCAAUGAAUUCCUUGUUCUUGAUGCUAAUGCCCCUGAACCAAGGACUUGGAACAAAGCUCGUUAUUGCCGACAUGCACAAUUGAACAACUACCAUAAUCAAUCUAAGGUUUUCAGAGAUCUGCCAGCGAAGGUUAGAUCCCUCCACUUUAGGGAUUCAGUAAAACUGCAACUUCCCCGAAUGGCAUUCUCUCGGACCAAAUACACACGUGUCUUGGACUUUGGGCAUUCAGUUAGAGGGCACUCUACUCCAAGCAACUUGGACCAUAAUGGAUUUUCGGUUGAAGGGCAAUCUACUCCAAGGAACAUGGUGCUGCCAUCUUCCAUUCAUCAAUCAAAGCUACUUAGGUACCUUGAUGCCACGGAUUUGCCAAUCACAUCACUUCCAAAGUCCUUCCACACGCUUCAAUACAUGCAAACUCUAAUUCUGUCCAAAUGCUCACUUGAAACAUUGCCUGACAAUAUCUGCAGCCUCCACAAACUUUGCUAUUUGGACUUAUCUGGUAAUAGCAGCCUUAAUAAGCUACCUGCGUCACUGGGGAAGCUCUCCAAACUAUCCUUCCUCAACUUAUUGGGGUGUUCCGUGUUACUAGAGUUGCCUGAAUCUUUCUGUGAGCUGACUUUUUUACGGCACCUAGAUAUGUCCGGGUGUCGUGCCAUUCAAAAGCUCCCUGAUAAAUUUGGUUGCCUUCCAAAACUCAUAUCCCUAAGCCUGUCAGGUUGUUCCAAGUUAACCAAACUACCUGACAAUGUUAGACUUGAGUCUUUGGAGUAUCUAAACCUAUCAAAUUGCUGUAGGCUAAAAAACCUGCCGAAAGAUUUUGGCAACCUCCAAAAGCUUGUGUUCUUGAACCUCUCUGAUUGCUACAAGGUUUCAAUGCUCCCAGAAUCACUUUGCCAGCUUGUUCAUUUGAAAGACUUAGAUCUUUCAGAUUGCCAUGACCUUAGUGAAUUGCCUGAAUGUUUCGGUAACCUUUCUGAGCUUGAUUCUUUGAAUCUAACAAGUUGCUGCAAGCUACAACUACUGCCCGAGUCAUUCUGCAAGUUGUUUAAGCUGAGGAGUCUAAAUUUGUCAUAUUGUGUGAUGCUCCAAAAGCUCCCCUCCUUGUUAGGUGACCUUAAUCUUCAAUCACUAGAUAUCUCUUCUUCUUCAUCUCUUCGUGAUUUGCCGGACAGCAUAGGUAACAUGACUAGUCUCACUCAGUUUGGGGUCACGGCAGCACGACCUAAAGUCUUUAACAAGGCACGAGACAUUCAGAAGCAUCUAGAUUUGCCAGGAGUAACAGUAAAUGAGAUAGACCAUAAAGGACAUAGCAGUAUAGUGGAUCUUGCGCAAUUGACUUGUCGUGAGUUAUAUGUUGUACAACUUCAGAAUGUCAGGCAUCCAGAAGAUGCAGAGAGGGCCAAGCUGCGUGAUAAAUCAGAUUUGAGAGGGCUUGCUCUUGGCUGGGGACUCCAAGGAGGAGAGGGAGAUAGAUCUGUCUUGGAGAGGCUCGUACCUCCUCUGACUCUUGAACAUUUUACGCUGCACGGGUAUAUGAGCAAGGAUUUCUCUAACUGGAUGUCUCACAUCUCCUCCUUCCUCCCUUCACUCACCUACCUCAGGCUUUAUGAUUUAGGAACAUGCAAUACUCUUCCUCCAUUUGGGCGGCUGCCAAAUUUGAGAGGCCUUAGUAUGGAGAACAUUCCCAACAUCAGGAAAAUCGGCAAGGAAUUCUAUGGAAAGGAUGGAACUUGUAUGAAAUUAAGAAUGAUAGAUUUGAAGUCGAUGGGGAAUUUGGUGGAAUGGUGGACAACACGGUCAGGUGAAGAAAAUGAAGAGUUUUUAAUCCCAAAUUUGCAUAGGGUGGAAUUAGUAGACUGCCCAAAGUUGAAGUUCCUACCAUAUCCCCCAAGAUGUAUGUUCUGGUUCAUAGAAAACAGCCAUGAGUUAAUACCAGAAGGAGGAUUUGGGAAGCUUUCAUCCUCCACUCUUCCUUUUUCUCUCACAAUAGUGAACUGCAAUUUUUCACCAGACCAGUGGGAUAGGCUUAAGCUCCUCCCCACCCUCGAGUUAUUUCAGGUUGAGUCCUGCAGCGGCAUGAGGGCCUUGCCGGAGGCCAUUCGAUGCUUCACCUCUCUGAGAAAACUAAAUUUGUGGUCGUUGAAGGAUCUGGAAUUACUGCCGGAAUGGUUGGGGCACCUCACUUCUCUAGAACACAUGUACAUCCGAGAUAGUCCCAUAACAUUUUUGCCCGAAAGCAUGAAAAGCCUUACCGCCCUCAGAGUACUAUGGUUGAAGGAGUGCAAAGGCCUUGAUGCAUUGCCAGAAUGGAUGGGACAACUCAUUUCCCUUCAAGAAUUUUGUAUCAUCAGUUGCCCCAACCUGACAUCUUUGCCUGAAAGCAUACAAAACCUUACCACCUUGAAGAAACUCUAGAUUUGGGGUUGUCCAAAUCUGGUUGAAUGGCAAGGGGAGUAUGCCAACAUGAUUUAUCACAUGGCGACAGACACAGUAAUUGAUGUGCCUUGGUCGACAGAUGAAGAACAAGGUGGACGUGAUGGCUGCAAUGCGGAGAGCUAAAGGAAAGAAACUUCCAGAGGCUAGAAGGAGAAGUCUGUAAUGCUUUUGCUGUCGUGACUGGUUGUAGUUUCUUAGUGGAUUUCCUGGCAAGUAAAGCCUGAUGAUGGUCGUGUAUUCCAGGCUAUCUAGAACUCGUUGUAUGUUAAGGUUGAGUACCAAUCAUUUCUUAUUUUAUCAGUAAUGCUCAUGUGGCCUUUUUUCGUUACAAAGCUGGGGCUCUCCUAGCAGGUGAUGCCUCACAGCCAAACCUAUAGCCCAUGAGGAAGGUUGAUAGGGCCUGGACUCGGAGUUUUGCAGAAACCAGCAUGUGUAGCGGCGGUGUUAUACUGACAGUGGAGCCAGUUGCUGCCUUCUGAUCCUCCAGCAGCGGAGAUGGCAGUGUCGAGAUCCAUCCCUGCAGCUGUGAGCUCCAGUUCACCUGAGGAUAUUACUUGAACUACAGCUGAAAGCUGCACCAGGAAAUUUACUUCAUACCCCGGCAACAAUAUGUUCAGUACCUCAAGGGAGUGAAAGGAUUAAGUACUUGGAGAGGGGACAAGGUUGAAGAAUGGAGAGAGGAAAAUUUAUUUUCUGCUUGCAGCUGGACCUGCAAAGUGGUGAUGAGGACCCUCUAAGGAGAAUGUUUUGGAGCUAAAAGGAGAUAGUCUUAGCAUCCACGUUUGAAAAGGUUGACCUGUUCAUGGACUCUGUAAAGUAUACCGCAGAGGAGGCUUUUACAUAGCUACAGUUGUAACAAAUUACCAUGAUUGGAAAGCAUAAUGUGAGGCUCCCAAGAGGUUGGAGCAGAGUCGAGCGCCAUGGUCGUGGGUCGAUCUCAUCCCGCCUGGCGCGGUGUCACUACCUCGACCGAGUUCUACAGCCAGGUGCACUUCAAGAUUGGGGAUCAGAUGGACGUUCUACAAGCUGCUGCGUUCCGACAGUGAUGUACUGGUGCUGUGGUGCUUCCAGUAUUACCGGCCUUGUUAGUGUGACACUUUGCGCUUCUUCCAAACAUCAGGCGUUUGACGUGUCCUGGAUUCCUCCUGGUGCCUUUGGAUGCAGCAUCAGUGGUUAUGUCUUCUGUAUCUCGUCGAUCAGCAGUUCACAGCCAAGAAGGCUUCUUACUGUUUGCAGGCUUGUGUGCCCCAAGUUAUAGAAGAAAUUUUAGGACUGUUUAAUCCGAUUGUAAAAAGAUGUAAGCAACCGUGUAGAUAUUGCUGAAUCUGUAUGUGCUUAAUUUAGUGCGAACUCCAUUUUCUUUCUGGUGGUGUAAACCGGCAACCCAAAUAGUAAUUGUUUCGUUUCGGAUGGAAUCUGAAAGUACAUUUAACUUC